Messenger RNA from Malus domestica (apple), 1194 nucleotides. RefSeq lists its product as uncharacterized. Lineage: Eukaryota; Viridiplantae; Streptophyta; Magnoliopsida; Rosales; Rosaceae. The record is from RefSeq and is a predicted model, not a curated record.
CCAAAUACUCACGGGCUCCAUUAAACAUAGAGAGCUUGAAUCUCCAGCUAUAUAACACAGACUAGCUGGCAAAUAGUCUAUAAGCUUUGUUAUAUGCUGCUUAAUUUAAAUCAGUAGAAGCUUCUUCCAUGGAUCCCAUUAUUGCGUUUCUCCUUCUUCUUGCAUCUCUUGCCAUCCGCCCACCUGCUCUGGCUGCUCGAUCAACACCACCAACCGCUCGGAUCACCGUUGUGGGAGCAGUUUACUGUGAUACCUGUUUAAGCAACAGUUUCUCGAGGAGCAGCUACUUUCUCCCAGGUGUGGACGUCCUCAUAAAAUGCAAAUUCGGAGCAAAAUCCCACAAAACAGCAUCACAGAUGAGCUUCCAGGUCAACAAAACCACAGACAAGUACGGAGUCUACAAACUCGAAAUCCCCUCUGUCGAUGGAGUCAACUGCAUCAGUGGCAUUGCCAUGAAGUCAAUGUGCCAGGCAACCUUGAUAGGCAGCUCCUCCUCCGACUGCAAUGUCCCCGCCUUAACAACCACCGCAGACGAAAUCUCAGUCAAAUCGAAACAAGACAAUCUCUGCAUCUACAGCAUGAACGCCUUGAGUUUCCGACCACGUAAGAAAAAUCUCACGCUCUGCGGAAACAGGAAGGUGGAGGGUGAAUUGGCAACUUCCUUCAAUUCCUCCAAGUUCUUCCUCCCUUACUUCCCACCAUACGGGUUCUUCCCAUGGCCUCGGCCGCCGCCAUUUUCUUCCCUGCCCUUUCCUCCUCUGCCUCCAUUGCCAUUUUUGCCGCCAUUCCCGUUCCCGUUCCGGGGCCCGCCAUCUUUGCCUUUCCCAUUCCCGCAGUUCCCUCCGGCACCAAAUCCUUUUGCCCCAAAUGCUCCGCCGGCGUUUAAUUUGGGGGAUCCGAGGACUUGGAUUCCUUAUAUUCCUUCAGUUUUUUCUCCUCCUCCGCCGCCUGCGUUCAGCCUGGGAGAUCCCAGAACUUGGAUACCAUACGUUCCUCCUCCGUCCCCUCUGAACACCCAACAAAACCAGAAUCCAUAGUUUUUCAGAUCGAUACCUAAAAUAAUUGUGUUUCAUAUAUAUAUGAUUGUUUAUGAUGGUCAGAAAAGCUUAUUUGUCAUGGUAGGAAAAAGAGAUUAUGUUUAUGUAUGCCAUGGAAAACAUUUGGACAUAACAAUUAACACAUAUUCUACAUCAA